This is a messenger RNA of Ostrea edulis (European flat oyster), 9371 nucleotides long. Its product is annotated as transmembrane 9 superfamily member 1-like. Gene Ontology annotation, cellular component: membrane. Gene Ontology annotation, biological process: protein localization to membrane. NCBI's taxonomy places the organism in Eukaryota, Metazoa, Mollusca, Bivalvia, Ostreida, Ostreidae. The record is from RefSeq and is a predicted model, not a curated record. Bases 210 to 1964 code for a protein of 584 amino acids. The transcript is spliced from 15 exons.
CACGUGGAAAAGUGUCAAACUGACAUAGAUAUAUCAAUAAAUAUCCCGUCUAUAGUAGAUCUAUACGGUGUAGGGGCAAACAGAUAUUUUUGUGUGACUGUUAAAUGCACAGUUAAUGCAAACGUAUUUAAGUGACAAGCAUAAACUUUUUAGAGAUUGUUUUAGCGUUAUCAGCAGAUAAACACAGUGCUCUGUCGUCAACAACCAACAUGGCGGUCAGAACCCUUGUUGUCGUGUUGGCAGUAAUAACAAUUUGCAGUUCUGCAAAAUACAAACAAGGAGAAAAGGUUAUUCUGUAUGUGAACAAAGUUGGGCCAUACUUCAACCCCCACGAAACAUAUCACUACUACCAGUUGCCAGUGUGUCGACCCAAAAAGAUAGAACACAAAAGUUUGACCCUGGGAGAAGUUCUUGAUGGAGAUCGCAUGGCAGUUUCACUUUAUGAAAUGAACUUCAAACAAAAUGCAGACAAGAAGGAGUUAUGUAAAGUGACCUUCAAGGAGAAUGACCUUCAACUACUGAGGGAUGCCAUUGAAGAUCUUUAUUACUUUGAAUUUGUUAUAGAUGAAAUUCCAGUGAGAGGUUUCAUUGGACACUUAGAGGAGGGGGGCUUCCUUCCGCACAAUCAUAAAAUAUUCCUGUGGGCACAUCUUAGUUUCCAUAUUGAAUAUAAUGGAGACCAGAUAAUAUUUGCCAAUGUGUCAACGAAGGAACAAGCACCUGUUAGUUUAGAUGCUGUGGUUGCCCCGUUUGAGGUCUCCUUUACGUACAGUGUAAAAUGGACUCAAACAAAUACACCAUUUGAAGAGCGAGGCAAGAGAGUUCGAGAUACCAGUUUUUUCCCUAAAUACUUGGAGAUCCACUGGCUGUCCAUCAUUAACUCCAUGGUGCUUGUAUUUCUCCUCAUUGGAUUUGUUGUAAUCAUCAUGACUCGAGUGUUGAAAAGUGACUUUGCCAGAUACAAUGUGGAUGAUGAAGAUGGAGAUGAUCUUGAUUCAGAUGAAAACGGAUGGAAGAUCAUCCAUACCGAUGUGUUUAGGUUCCCACCCCAGAAAAAUCUGUUUUGUGCAAUAUUAGGUGUGGGGAGCCAGUUCUUGGCUUUGGCCACGGGGAUAAUGGUGAUGGCUGUACUCGGCAUGUUUAAUGUUCACAGGCAUGGUUCCAUAAACUCCGCAGGCAUUGUCCUCUACGCCUUCACUUCAUGUAUAGCUGGUUAUGUGGGCACCAACACAUAUAGGAAACUAGGGGGAGAGAACUGGGUGUGGAAUAUCAAUCUGACUUCCUGUCUCUUUGCAAUGCCCUUCUUCCUGAUUUGGGCAGUCAUCAACUCUGUGGCAUGGGGUUAUGGGACAACCCAGGCUUUGCCUUGGACCACUGUUGUAUUGCUGAUGUGCCUAUGGGUAUUUGUUGGCUAUCCUUUGACUGUGAUUGGUGGAAUAUUUGGCAAAAAUUGGGCUCAUGGAUUUGAUGCCCCUUGCAGGACCAAAAAUAUUGCCCGGGAAAUUCCACAGGUGCCCUGGUAUAGAUCAGCUUUUGCCCAUUGUGUGGUAGGGGGAUUUUUGCCCUUUAGUGCGAUAUCUGUAGAGAUGUACUAUAUAUUUGCCACACUCUGGGGCCGGGAGCAGUAUGCUCUGUACGGAAUCUUGUUCAUCGUGUACGGAAUCCUGAUCGGAGUCACUGGCUGCAUUUCUGUCGCCCUCACCUACUUUCAGCUUUCAGCUGAAGACUAUCGAUGGUGGUGGCGAUCCAUCUUCAGUGCUGGAUCCACUGGCAUUUUUGUGUUCCUGUAUGCACUGUUCUACUACUUCAAAAGGUCCAACAUGUCGGGUGUCUUACAAACAAUCGAGUUUUUUGGCUACACUUUCCUGACCUGCUACGUUUUCUUUCUGAUGCUCGGAACAGUCUCCUUCUUCGCAUCCCUGCAUUUUGUCAGAUACAUUUACGUGAACUUGAAAAUGGACUGAAUGUAAAGUUGAAAAAUGAAACUUUAAUUUAUUUUUAUUUUUCAGUCUGUUACAUUAUAUAUUUGGUUUUAAAAUUGUUAUUGGUUAAGGAAAGCUGGAUAUUGUGUGCUUCAUCAAUGUCAAGAAUGAGUAUAAUUUUUUAGUUGUUCAAAACUGUUGAAUCAUAGAUCACAUCCUACGUGUACAAAUGUUUGUCAAGAUGUGUGUUUACAAUGCUACACAGUGUGUGUCUCUUGGUUAAGAAAUAGGAUUGAUUCAUGUGAUAGUUGUACCCUCAGCAUGUAAGCUGUGAGGGGAUGUGCUGGAAUGACUAUAUCUUAUACCCUCAGCAUGUAAGCUGUGAGGGAUGUGCUGGAAUGACUAUAUUUUGGUGUUCCUCUUUUGUUUUCUGAAGAUGAAAACGUGAAGGACAGAUCUUUAAUUCCCAGUCUGUGGAAAAUUGCAUCCACACCAACCUUGUCCAUACAUGUGAGGACCAUUACUUACGAGUGUGAAUGCUUAGCAUACAUGUGAUUUAGAUGCUGCAUCAGAACGACUCUUUGUUACGAUCCUAUACCACUCUCAUUGGGAGAGUAUCGAAAGACUGAUACUGAAGUAAAAAAAAAAAUAUGGCCGAGGCCAGGACUGAGUAACUGAUGCAGAAUUAUUUUUUUUUGAGUUUCAUACUUACAUGUAGUACAAAGGUUACUUAUGGACAACAGGUGUGCUCAGGCCCACAAAUGACAGUUACAUUGUAGGUCAAGGUCACUGGGAUUGAUAGUGCCACUAUUCCAGUGGUAUCCUGUGUCAUUAGGACAGGUGGAAAAUUAUUGCAGGCAUAUCCCUCCCUCGUCAGUUAAGUUUUUGUGUUCAUAAAUGAAGGUGUGUGCUGUUUUUAUAAACUAAAGAAAAGUGAUCCAUAAAUUGUGUAAUUUGGGACACCCAUACAUUGCAUUAUUAGGGACCAGUUUUAGGGUAAAAAAUAAACCAUGGAAAUUUUAUGUUGGUGAAUGAAAGUGAGUGAAUGCCAAGAAAAUGAACACAGAGUAAUAGUGGAAUGCAUCGAAAGUGGGGCAAACGGUGAAAGUGGGACAAACAGUGAAAGUGGAGCAAACAGUGAAAGUGGGACAAAUGCUGAAUGUGGGGCAAACACUGUUGAGUGAUUACUGGACCUUUUUCCUGGUUUUUCAAAAAUCAAAAUUUGAUUGCUACAGAAAGAAUAAAGAAAUUGUAGAUGAGUCUGUUUUAAUUAUUCACAUUAUGUUGAUUAACCAAAAGGUUUUGAUCUUUUUGUGAAACUGAAUUAUCUCCAUUUGGAACUUGUUUUCUACUGUCUAUUUUCACAAUCCUCACAAAAUUUAUUAAAGCAUGUUUACAGUCAGAAAUACUAAAUACAUGUAAAAGAGAGUGAAUAUACAAAUGGUGAGCCAAAUGUGAAUGCUACGGAAGGAAUUGAGUGCUGAGUGAUCAUUGGGUGGAAGCAAGCAUUGAGAGCAUGGAAGCAAACAGAGCAAGUGUGGAGUGACUGGAGCGAGUGUGGAGUAACUUAGGAGCGAGUGUGGAGUGACUUAGGAGUGACUGGAGCAAGUGUGGAGUAACUUAGGAGCGAGUGUGGAGUAACUUAGGAGCAAGUGUGGAGUGACUUGAGAGCGAGUGUGGAGUAACUUAGGAGUGACUGUGGAGUAACUUAGGAGCGAGUGUGGAGUAACUUUGGAGCGAGUGUGGAGUGACUGUAGAGUAACUUAGGAGCAAGUGUGGAGUAACUUAGGAGCGAGUGUGGAGUAACUUGGGAGCGUGUGUGGAGUAGACAUAAAGAAGUGGUAGUAGAUUGUUUUGGGGGACUAUACCCCAUUUUCCUAGAAUAUAGUUUCUUGGCAGAUGUUAUUAUCAUUUAUCUUUAUGUAUGAAAUGUACUUUAACAUUGUACUUUAACAGUACAUGCUGUUUGGUUGAAAUUUAUUUUUUAAAUAGUUUGCUGAUGGGAAAAUAACAUUGCAUAAUGAAUUGUUUUAGAAAGUAGAUUUUUAUUAGGAAGUUCAUUUUUUUUUUUUGAAACAGUAUGGUAUACACUGUGAUUGGACUUUUUGAAUAUCCUGUUGAUGAGUCUUCCCAAUGUACUAUAUUGUGGUAAGAUGUACCGACAGAAUAUAGUUUUGUUAUAAUAAUAAUAAUAAUAAGACCUUUAUUUAACCAGGAUUACAUAUUUAGCGAUAACGCUAGUUUUCAAUAUGGUCCUGCAUAUAACAUACAUACAGACAGAUAUUAGUAAAAUAAACACAGAUUAAAAGAAGUAGAAUACAUAUAAACUUAAGAAAUAAUUAUGAAUGUAAGAUAAAUAGAAUACAAAAUGAAGCUUAAAAAGUAUGGUGAUAAUCUCUAAGAUAAUUUCUCUUAAAACACGCAACACUCGUUGAGUUUCUUAUGUUUUGAUUCAAGGCAUUCCACACUGUGCUCCCUGAAAUGCUGAAAGAUCUUCUAUAAUAUUCUGUUUUUGCCCUGGGUAUAUACAAAAUAUUUGAAUAAGAAUUUCUAGUUUGCCUCUGACUGACUUCUGAUACAUAUUUAAAAACAUUUAAAUAAUCUGGCAUUAAACCAUGUAAAACUUUAUACACUAAAAUGACUUUUCUAUAGACAAAGUAAUCUGAUAGAGGCAACCAGUUAAGUUCUGUAAACAUGACAUUAGAUGGUGUUUCAAAAUUUCUGAUGUUAAGAAUUACCCUUGCAGCUCGUUUUUGCAAUAUAAAAAGCUUAUUCACAUUUUCAGCAUUUCUUGGAUUGCUCCAUAUAGUACAACAAUAUGUAAAAUGUGGAAAAAUCAUAGUAUUAAAAAUCUUCAGCAGCGCAUCGUUUGACAUAAAAUAUCUUAUUCUUCUUAAAAUGCCAAUUCUCUUGGAAAUCUUGUUCAUAAGUGAUUCUAUAUGACUUUUCCAGGACAAAGUUUCAUCAAUAAUAAUACCAAGUAAUUUUGACUCCUGAACACAUUCUAUGACAUGGUUAUUUAUCACUAAAUUUAAUUUUCGAUACUUUGAUAAUUUUUGUGCCGAUCCAAUAAGCAUACAUUGAGUUUUAGACAGGUUUAAGCUUAAUUUAUUUUCCUUAAUCCACAUUAUACUGCGCUGAAGAUCUUCAUACAUCUUUGACUCAAUAUUUUCCACUGACUUAUCUGUUACAUCUUGUGAAGUAUCAUCUGCAUACAUAUUUACAUGAGAAUGUUUCAGUGCUUGUGGAUAGUCAUUAAUAUACAGGAUAAAAAACAAUGGGCCUAAAAUAGAGCCUUGCGGAACUCCAAUGGUUACAUUUCUUUCCUCCGAUAAAUUGCCUUUCCAAAUAACUCUCUGUGUACGAUUUGUUAGAUAUGAUUUAAACCAUUCAAAAGUAUCAUUGCAUAUGCCAAAUGACUUGAGUUUGUGUAAUAAAACCUUGUGAUUUAUAGUGUCAAAUGCUUUCCGUAAGUCUAUAAAAAUUACACCAGUAAGUUUACCUUCAUCAAUAUUUUUAAGCCAUCUAUCUACUAGAGAAAUAAGAGUACUUUCACAUGAGUGUUUUGGCCUAAAACCAGACUGACAAUCUGUAAUUAGAGAAUUUACUGACAAAUACUCAUAAAAUGAAUUAAAAACAUGCCUUUCUAAAAUUUUGCUCACACAAGGUAAAAUGGAUACAGGCCGAUAAUUAUUAACUAGACAUUCAUCCCCUGAUUUAAAAAGUGGUACAACUCGUGCCUUUUUCCAGUCAUCUGCACAAGUACAUGAAGAUAUGGAAUAGUUGAAAAUAUAUGCAAGAAUAUCACAUACACUGUUUGAUGAAAGUUUUAGAAGUUUGACAGAGAUACCAUCCAAUCCUGUUGCCUUUGAUGCAGACAUACAUUUUAUCUCAUUUUCAAUAAAUUCUGCAGUUAUACCUGGUAUUGUAUAAGAAUUUUUAGGCAUUUGUUCUUCAACUGUAGGUAAAGUGUCAUCAAAAUGUUUUCCUAGCUCAUGACCAAUGUUACAAAAGUAAUUAUUAAAACAUUCGGCAAUAUCCUUUGUAUCUUUAAAAAUUACGUUAUUGUCCUUAAGAAAUGUACAGUUUGUAUUCGUUUUCUUAGAUGGUAAGAAUUGCCUAAGUUUGUCCCACAUGUCCUUGGGCUUGUUUUCUGCCUGGGAAAUUGCUUCCUCAACAAAUGCAUGUUUUGCCUCCCUGAUCUUUUUCGUCACCCUGUUUCUUGAUGCUCUGUAUAGGUUCCACGCAUGAUCAUCAUUACUCUGUGUCGCCUUUUUAAAGAGGUGUUCACGACAGUGCAUUUCUGUAAGUAUGUCAUCGUUUAUCCAUUCUUCUGAACGUGAGUUAAUUCUUCUUUCUUUUAGAGGAAUGUGUUUAUCCACCACUUCAAAAAAUUUAGAAUAAAAGAAUUGCCACAUAGUAUCAAUAUCCACCAUUUCACAUAUGGGACUCCAGUCAAUAGUGUUUAGUUCUUCUUGAAAACUGCUCUCAUUUAAGUUUUUAAAAUUUCUAUAUUUAAUAUGAACGUGACUGUUUGCACCGGCUCUAAUUUUACCAUUUACAGCGUAAAUCAAGUUGUGGUCACUUAAUCCUAUUGGGAAUACUCCUGAUGAAGAAAACUUAUCCGGACUAUUUACAUAAAUAUGGUCAAUUAAAGUACUGGAGUCUUUAGUUUCACGUGUAGGGUUUUUUAUCAGUUGCUGAAAUCCAAUGUUUUUCAUGAUAGUCUUUAAACGCUUUGUCUUGUACUCAUCCACAUUGAAAUCGCCCAUAAUUAGAAUAUCUUUGUGUUCUGCUAUUAGUUGUUCAAUCCGCCCCUCAAACUUCUCUAACCAAUCUACUGUGGAAUCUGGAGGUCGAUAAGAUAAAGCACAGGAUGUCUUAGUCGACUGCCCAAUAGAAAUCACAAAUUCAAGCAUUUCCAAAUCAUCCAUGAUUUUUAUGUUUGUAAUGGUAAAUUUUUCUUUAAUGUAGACUAAUAUUCCACCCCCAUUCCGGUUUCUAUCCCUCCUCAGAAUUCUGUAACCAUUCAUUGAUAUUUCAGAAUUUUCUAUUUUGUUGUCCAAUUUACUUUCAGUCAAGGCCAGAACAUCAAAUGCACCUUUACGUAGCAUUAUUUUGAUUUGAUCCAAUUUACUUAAAAUUCCUCUCACAUUCAAGUGUGCAUAUAAAAUUCCCUUAGGUACAGUUUCCAAAAAUUUCUCAAGAGAUAGGUCAACAUUAAAGCCAGUUGAAAUUUCACUUAUACAAGAGUCACACAGCCAUUCUACCUGAUUAGGAAUUUCCAUGGUUUGGGUUGUAGUUUUCACUACCUGAUUACAUCCAAUUGUUGGCCUUCAGACGGAAAAUUUCAUUGUUGAAUGCAUCACUGCCCUGUUUAUCAUUCUGUACACGGUAAGGGUCAUAAAAAAAGCUCAGGAUGAAAUAUUUAACUGUAGUCCAUUACAAUUCAAAUGUUUUAUAUCUUUCAUCUACUGUAAAGAAGUUCCAAGAUUUCAUGAAGACCACCAGGCACUCGGAUUUCUCAAUGUUUUGUUUGCUGUUUAUUUCUCAAUAUAAGCAGCAACCUUUCCACUUGACAUAAAACAUACAUAUAUUUAUCAAAAGAAACAUUAUGAAAAAUUCAGUUAUUAGGAAUAAUUGUCUGUCUGUCUGUAUUGCUGCGAUAUGAAAAACAAUGGAAGCAUAGGGUAAUUUCUUCAACCAUUUAUAUACAGAAAUACACGCAUACCGGUUCGCUUUGUAACCGGGAGGCUGUGAGUUCAAGCCCUGCUCGGACCAUGGUUGCAUCAAACCUAAGACGUUUCAAUAGGUAAUGAUUACUCCUUCGCCAAACCCUCGGCAUUUAGAAGUGAGAAUCACGGAUCUUUUAAAUAUGACCUUAAAAACGGAGGUCCCAUGUCGCGGCAGGCAUUGGCAUGCUAAAGAACACGGCUACGUAGAAAUAUGAAUUUACUCCUUAGGAAUAUCUUAAACACUUGAAUACAUCUUUCUUGUUGUAUAUAUUCACACCAGAGUACAUGUAUGUUUUGUUUAAAUGUUGGAUUACGGUAACUGCUGUGACAUGGAAUAGUCAAAUUAACAUUUUGUCUCGGACUUUGCAGGAUGAUACAUGUAUCUGGGAUUUUUUUUUUCACAAGUAAAAUUUGAUGAAAAUAUUGAAAUUUACUCUGAAUUUUAUGAUUGGAAUGGAAGUUAUAUAGCCAUAAAUUUGUAAUAUCUGUGGUUGAUGUAAUAAAAAGUAUUGCAAAAAAGAAAAUUCGUCCGGGACUCAAAAUUUAUUUGUUAGAUCUAUUUUGAAAUUUCAUAUAAGAUUAACGAAGAGCUAGAUUAUGACAUGCGUUGAUGAAGUGCAAGCAUAUUUACAUUAUCUGGUUUAUGUACAAGAGAAUAGUAGAACUAAUCCUUUAGAAUACUGAUUUUUGUGUGAAAAAUCCCAUAGAAACCUUGAAACUUACCAAACUUAUUUUCUUGUGAAAAAUGCAGUGUGAGAGUUGUGAAGCUAUGUAGGUUUAUAAACACUGUGUAUUCUGUUAAACCCAUUGUAUGUUUUUAAUCACUUUGGCUUGAUGCUGUAUUCAUGGUAAUCUUUCUUUUUUGUUGUUGAAUCAUUCAAAAUGUGUGAUAAUUGUUGAUAUUACAUGAGUGUCUUUGUGAGUUCUAAGCUGCUCUACAAUAUCAGAAGAUUUUUUUUUUGUGCAUACAGGAGUACUUGUGUAUAUAUUAAGUUUAAGGAUGGGUGUCUUCACAUGAUAUAAUGUUAUUAGAACUUGGUUAUUGCAACUAAAAAUUGUUUUUUAAUCCUUUAUCGCAAGACAUUCAAUGGAUUUAGAACUAGAAAUGAUGUUUGAACCAGUUGUGUAAAGUCAUCUGACAUCAGAAGAGUGGUGUGGAGAAUGCUCAAUGAUGUGUGAAAAAAAAUUAAGAUCAAGGUGAUGUUUUCAAGAUUUAUUUACCAUAUUAUGUAAUGCUGUCAAGUAUAUGAUUUAUAUGAAUAUAUUUUCAUUGUUACAUUUAUCAGUUUCUCAAAUAUUGUCUUGGUAUGAUCAUUAUAAUGACUGCUUAUCUAGGUCUAUAAAUACUGUAAGAUCUUCUAUCUAGGUCUAUAUAAAGACUGUAAGGUCUUCUAUCUAGGUCUAUAUAAAGACUUUCUAGAUCUAUGAAUACUAUAAAAUCAUCCUACUAUAAAAUCACAUACUAGGAUGGGGGUCCAAAAUUGAUAGGAAAAAUCACAAUCCUGUCUUUUGUUUUUCCUGUUCACUGUUGUUAAAUCAUGGAAGAUUUAUUCAUACCAUAAAAACAACAAAAACGAAAAUCCCCUACUAAAACGUGUGAUUUUACAGUGAUGGCAACACCUGGUGUUGUGUUGGGAUCUCUCACAAAUUCUGAAAUAGAAAAAAAUUUAUAUUGUUUUGGGAUACCUGUUGAAUAAAUCUAAAUGGUAUUCUA